AUGUGGGCGCUUCUGUUUGCAAUAUUUCCUUCUGUACUAGCAGACUGCCCUAUAGGCACAACUUAUCAUCCGGAAUUCAAUAGAUGCUAUUUGUUCGUGUCAGAAGCUCAGCCAUUCGGACUUGCUGAAGAUGCUUGUGCCGCAAACAAAGGGCAUAUCGUAUCAGUCUCAAAUGGAUUUGAGAAUGCAAUGUUAGCUGAAUCGGCUUCUGCGCAGAACAUAAAAACAGCGUACUUCAUUGGAGCGAAUAGGCUACAAGGGAAUUGGAGCAAUUCUGAUGGUUCUCCACUGUUCUACACAAAUUGGGCACAAGGCCAGCCCUCCACGACAGCCACGUGCGCAGUUGCCUCCGCUCCUGAUGGUAUGUGGACUUCAACUUCUUGCUCAACAGCGUAUCCUUUUAUCUGCGCAAUAGCCGAGAAUGCCCAUCCAUCUGUCACUUGUCCCACAUGUCCCACUCCUACAUGUCCAACUCCUCCACGUCAGCCAGGACAUUGCGAAUCCGGGUGGGCGUAUUUUGAUAAAACAGAUUCGUGUUAUAGGCGAUUCGUGUGGGCAAACUUCGAAAAUGCUGAGGAGGUUUGCGUUUCAAACGGUGGUCAUCUUGCCUCUAUACACAGUGCGGAAGAAAACACUUUCGUAAAUGAUAUAUCUGAAUCCGGAAUGGACUACAGCGAUGACGGUUCUCUCACAUGGAUAGGCCUCACCCAGGCAAAUUACCCAAGCAGCACAGUAUGGACGUGGACUGACGGAACUCCGUUUGACUACAAAAACUGGGCCCCAGGAGAGCCAAAUAAUUCGAAAGGUGUCGAACAUUGUGUUCAGAUACAAAGUGAUUAUGUGGGGAAAGAUCCUUCGAAAGAUACGAGCUAUCGACGUUGGAAUGAUAUGGCGUGCAGUACCAAUAUGAGAUCAUAUGUCUGCAAAAAGGGGGCUUUACAUUGA
Molecule: messenger RNA, 945 nt
Organism: Strongylus vulgaris
Lineage: Eukaryota; Metazoa; Nematoda; Chromadorea; Rhabditida; Strongylidae
Source: the annotation of a GenBank genome assembly